This is a messenger RNA of Camellia sinensis, 2672 nucleotides long. RefSeq lists its product as uncharacterized. The record is from RefSeq and is a predicted model, not a curated record. Lineage: Eukaryota; Viridiplantae; Streptophyta; Magnoliopsida; Ericales; Theaceae. Gene Ontology annotation, molecular function: DNA binding; protein dimerization activity.
CACUCUCUCCUCCUGACCGCUGCCCUAACCGGUCCAUCCGGUUAACCAUCGAUUCUCAUCCUCUCUAUAUAGAGUAACCCCCCCUCAACUCGGUCCUCUCUCUCUCUCACAUCAAAACCAUUCUCAGAACAUCACAAGCCAACCACUGAUGAGGUAGGAAAAAAAAUGGCUUCUGGGUUGGAACCGGUACCGCUUACUUCGCAAAAACAUGACCCUGCUUGGAAGCAUUGUCAAAUGUUUAAAAAUGGGGAUAGGGUUCAGCUCAAGUGUACGUAUUGUGGGAAAAUUUUUAAGGGUGGUGGGAUUCAUAGAAUUAAAGAACAUCUCGCGGGUCAAAAGGGUAAUGCGUCAACAUGUCUGAGAGUUCAGCCUGAUGUUCGGCUUUUAAUGCAAGAGAGCUUGAAUGGGGUUGUGGUGAAGAAGAGGAAGAAACAGAAAAUUGCAGAAGAGAUGACUAGUUUUAAUCCAUCUACUAGUGAGGUAGGCACUUUUACGAAUCCUUGUGGGUUGAAUACCGAAGUCACAUUGGUUGCGGUUCCUGAAACAGUUGAACCGAAUCCAACUUUCUCAGUGAAUCAAGAAGAAGAAAUAAGCAACAAAGGUGCGGGUAGAAAGAAAAAAGGGAGAAUUAGAAAAGCUUCUCGUUCUGCAACUUCAAAUGCCCUUGCUGUAAUUAAUAAUAAUAAUAAUAAUACUUUAGUAGGUUCGAAAAGGGGAAACAAUCAAGUUAGUAUGGCAAUAGGUCGGUUUUUUUAUGAUGUUGGGAUACCUUUAGAUUCAGUGAAAUCAGUUUAUUUCCAACCAAUGGUUGAUGCAAUUGCUUCACAAGGAGUGGGGGUUGUAGCUCCCUCUUAUCACGAUCUUCGCAGCUGUAUUUUGAAGAAUUCGCUUCAAGAAGUGAGGAAUGACAUUGAUCAAUGUGUGGGGACGUGGGCAAAGACUGGUUGUUCUGUUUUGGUUGAUGAAUGGGUCUCAGAGAAAGGUAGAACGGUGGUGAACUUUUUGAUGUACUGUCCCGAAGGAAUAACAUUUUUGAGGUCUGUGGAUAUAUCUGACAUUAUGAAUUCCCCUGAUGCCCUUUAUGAAUUGCUCAAGGAAGUGGUGGAAGAAGUUGGAAUGAGAAAUUUGUUGCAAGUGGUUACUAAUACUGAAGAUCGAUAUGUUGUUGCUGCAAAAAGGUUGACCGAUGUUUUGCCUACUGUUUUUUGGACUCCUUGUGCAGCUCAUUGCAUUGAUUUGAUUCUUGAGGAUUUCAAAAAGCUUGAGUGGAUAAACACGAUAAUUGAGCAAGCUAAAUCUAUAUCGAGAUUUAUAUAUAACCAUAGUGUUGUUUUAAAUAUGAUGAGAAGGUAUACUUUUGGUGUUGAUUUAGUGGACGUGGGAGCUACCUGCUUCGCAACAGACUUUACAACACUGAAACGAAUGAUGAAUAUCAAACACAAUUUGCAAUCCAUGGUUACUUCAGAGGAGUGGAUGGAGUGCCCAUAUUCAAAGAAGACAGAGGGAUUUGCAAUGUUAGAUCAUAUUAGCAGUCAGUCAUUUUGGUCAUCAUGUGUCUUAAUUGUCCGUUUAACAGAUCCACUCUUGCGACUUUUAAGGUUGGUCGGCAGUGAGAAGAGGCCUGCAAUGGGGUAUGUUUAUGCAGGAAUUUAUCGAGCAAAAGAAUCAAUUAAGAAACAACUUGUUGAUAAGAAAGAUUAUUUGGUUUAUUGGAAUAUUAUAGAUCACAGGUGGGGGAUACUACAGCGUCACCCUCUUCAUGCUGCUGGUUUUUACCUCAACCCCAAGUUUUUCUACAGUAUUGAAGGAGAUGUACAUCAUCACAUUCGAUCGUCAGUGUAUGAUUGCAUAGAGAAGUUGGUUCCUGACGUAAAAAUCCAGGAUAAAAUAGUGAAAGAGACGACGUCAUACCACAAUGCUGUUGGGGAUUUUGGGCGGAAGAUGGCAAUUAGAGCAAGAGACGCUUUACUUCCUGAUGAGUGGUGGUCUACAUAUGGAGGGGGAUGCCCGGAUUUGGCUCGUUUGGCCAUCCGUAUUCUCAGUCAAACUUGCAGUUUGAUCUUGUGUAAACCAAAUCGGAUCUCUAUUCAACAAAUGCACGAAACAAAAAACUGCCUCGAGCAUCAAAGGCUUAGUGACCUUGUUUUUGUACACUACAACUUGCAACUGCGGCAAAUGGUUUGUAAGAACAAAGAACAGGAUUCAGUUGAUCCGAUUUCCUUUGAGAACACCGGUAUUGUUGGUGACUGGGUUAUGGAGAAGGAAGGAUGCUCGGAGGCCUUUGGGAGUAUAGAUUGGAUGACAGUUGACCCACCCUUGGGCAACACAAUGCUUCUAGGACCAUCAACUGAUGAUGUUGAAGACUUGGGUACAGGGUUUGAUGAUGAUGAAAUUUUUGAAGGAGUGAAAGAUGGUGAAGAGAAAGUAGUAGUAGGGCAAUAGAAUGCUGCAAAAAAUGCUCUGCAUUGUAAUUAACCCCUAUCACGAUCCCAUUACACCUCAAAUUGGAAUGAGGAAUUGAUUAGCCAAUAGUCAUAGACUACCAAAGGCUUAACAGAACAAAACCUGUAGUACUGAGGAAAAAAAUAAUAAGAAUGCUUGUGUAUGAUUAGAGUUUAUGUAUCUUUUACUUUGUUGAAAAACAGGAGGUUUGAUAGUUUGACUCUGACAAA